GUAAAGAGCAAAUUGUGCUGUUUCUUUUUGGCAUUCUUUACUCUUUAUUCUUGGAGACUAGCGACUUGUCACUGCCUCCCUUUGGCUUUGCCUCUUCCAUAUCUGUCUCUUUCUUUUUCCAGUUCAGAACAACACCCCCCCCCCCACCAAAUUACAAUCCACUUUGUCAGUAUAUAUAUAGAGUUGUAUGUAUAUUUUGCUGUAUGAGAUAUUCAGAGAGACAUUAAGAGUUGUGCAUGCUCAAAGAUUCAAUCUUUACUUUUUUUUUGGGGGUUCUUAGAUCCCCUUAAUCUUGAAGUCUUGUUUUUGCUGAGGCAAGAAAAGAUUCCAUUUUUUUUUCAAAGGGUCUUUGUGUAUUCAGUCUUGGUUGCUAAUUGUGGCUAUUUGGGUGUCUUGUCAGCUAAACAUUUGGCCUUUUAUCUUUUUUCUGUCUGGGUAAUUUGUCAUCAUCUUUCUGUUUAUUGUACAAUUCUUGAAUAAAUUGCUGCUUUAAGCACAGCCAGUUUGCUGCAAGGCUGCAACCUGUAAUGCUUUGAAAGAAGUCACAGUGAAAAAAUUUAAGUUGUUUCAACUUUGGUUUUUCUAGGAAUGUGCCCAAGAUGAUCUGUUUAUUUACUGAAGUUAGAAGAGUGCAAAGAUUGGAUUUUGGGCAUACCCAUUUGAAAAUGAAGAAAGGGGGUGUGUUUGCAUAUGCCCCUUCUCUAUCUCCCACAUCUCACUCUUCAUUUGGUGCAAAUUAUAAUUUUCACAAAGCACCAAGCCUUUCUCCAUCUUCUUCUGGGAACAAAAUUAGUCCAGUUGUUCUUAUCAUUAUAGUCAUAUUAGCUGUUAUCUUUUUCAUAUCAGGUCUUCUCCACUUGCUUGUUAGAUUUCUUAUCAAACACCCUUCUUCUUCACCAUCAUCAUCUCAGUCUAAUAGACAGCCAGAAGUUUCUAGUUCUGAGGCCUUGCAAAGACAAUUGCAGCAGCUUUUCCAUCAACAUGAAUCUGGUCUUGAUCAAGCUUUUAUUGAUGCAUUACCUGUCUUUGUGUACAAAGAAGUAGUUGUUGGUCCUACUAAAGAGCCCUUUGAUUGUGCUGUUUGUUUGUGUGAAUUCUCUGAAAAGGACCAGUUGAGAUUACUCCCAACUUGCAGCCAUGCUUUCCAUAUCAAUUGCAUAGAUACAUGGCUCUUAACAAACUCAACUUGCCCCUUAUGUAGAGGGACCCUUUUCGAUCCCGGAUUCUUAGCAGGUUUUGAUUUUGAUAGCCCCAUAGAAGAAGAUGGAUGUGCUGGUAAUAGAGAUCAUGUGUUGUCUGCUGCUCAGAAAACAAUUGAAAUUGAGGAAGUUGCUGUUGAUAAAGCAACAUUUCCUGUUAGACUUGGUAAGUUUAAAAAAUUGAAUGUUGGUGCAGAGGAGGGAGAAGGAGAGAGUAGUAGUAGUAAUUUGGAUGCUAGGAGAUGCUAUUCAUUGGGUUCAUAUCAGUAUGUGGUGGGUGACUUUAAUGUUAUGGUAGACUUGAGCAGUGAGCAAAACGCGUACAAUGUGAAGCUUGCCAAGUUGCGCGAACGCUGUGCUAAUUUAUCUAUAGAAAGUGAUGGGGAGGGGAAAAGGAUAAGUAUUGGAACGAAGACGGAUAGCUAUUCUUUUUCCAAGAUUUGGCUUUGGUCGAAGAAGGCAAAAUUUGCAACUUCUUCAGAAUGUCAAUUGGAGAAUCCGCGUCCUAAUAUGGACUUAACCUGGUUGGCAAAAACAGAAGACAGUUAAAGGACGUUAUGUUUUGUUUUCACUGUUGAUCUUUUUGUUAUCUGAUGGCGUAGAGGUACUGGAAUCCUUUGAGAUGCUACAUAUUAACAAUCUUAGAUUGUAGAAUGGAUAAAUACUUGUAUCCUGUGAUUGCUUGUAUUUGUAUUUUAUCUCUUGAAGUCCUACAACAUAUUCGUCUCUGAGUCGAGGGCCUAUUAGAAACAAUCCCCUACCCUUACUAGGUAGAAUAAGGUUUGCACGCAAAGCUCUACACCUCUUCAGACCCACUUGUUGGAUUAUAUUGAGUAUGUUGUUGUUGGUUCUUGAAAUGUUAAUUACUCUAUUAGACACGAGUCACUCGACAUUGGCUUCUUUGCUGCAUCCUGAUACUUGCAGUUGCCAAAUUUACUUCAUAUCAAUAUGGUUGAGAAAUGAGAAAGCA
This is a messenger RNA of Solanum pennellii, 2169 nucleotides long. Its product is annotated as RING-H2 finger protein ATL46-like. Bases 600 to 1748 code for a protein of 382 amino acids. The record is from RefSeq and is a predicted model, not a curated record. Lineage: Eukaryota; Viridiplantae; Streptophyta; Magnoliopsida; Solanales; Solanaceae. The transcript has a single exon.